AUGCCCCCCCAAACCCUCACCCCCAGCAAACUACGUCAGCAGUUCCCUGAAUUCUUCGGAACAAUGGCAUACCACUAUAUGAACGGACCUCUGCACCCAUCAGGGCAUACUAUCUGCGGACGUACCGUCACGAAAGUGGCGGAGAUCCUGGGGUCCGAUUGGGAAGGCUUCCAUCAAGGAAUCAAGAACUACGGCGCCUUCAAAGGUGAAAUAGUCCAGGUCAUACAGGCCAAAGUACAACAGCAGCUCCUGGACUCUGGCGAAGCAUUCCAAUACACUGAGCCGGACAAACGUGAGAUCAGCCGAUCUGGGGAUGAAUGCGGUGUUGCGCUCAUGGAUCAAUGGUAUCUUGACUACGGUGAAACUUUCUGGAAGAACACUACCCUUGAAUUCGUGGAGAACUCGGAGGCUUUCAAUAUAUAUGUGCAGGAGACUCGCAACGGUCUUAGAGGAGUGCUCAAUUGGCUUGAUCAAUGGGCCUGCACGAGGACAUACGGCCUCGGCUACAAAGUGCCUUGGGACUCCCAGUUCCUAGUUGAGAGCUUGAGUGAUAGCACACAAUAUAUGGCAUAUUACACCGUGGCCCACAAGCUAACAGAUAUCUACGGCCAGGCGCCAGGAACACUGAAAAUCCCCAAUCAUCUCACAUUCUUCAUCUACAUCUACCUCGCCAUCUUCCUACUAGAAUAUUGGCCGAAGGCAAUCCGGGAAAACGGCCACCUGCUCCUCAACGACCAAAAAUCAACCCGGAAAUACGGCGAAGAUGCAACCCAAAUCACCCUCGCAGACGCAGGCGACGGCGUAAACAACACCAACUUCAACGAACAAGUAGCAGACGCAACCAUCCUCCGACUGCACGCUCUUCGGGAAUGGUGCGAAGAGCAAGUAAAAGCAAACCCCAAACCAAACCCAUCCCCCUCAGCAGGACUCACCCUUUUCGACAAGACCUUCGCCAACUACAUGAACGUUCUCGCGGCCGAAUGUUGUCGCCACUAUGCCGAUACAAACAAACUACAAACUCGCUCUGAAGGCGGCGCUUAUCUCGAAUGGCAGGCCCUUCUUCUGGCCGUCAUUGCCCCUCCUGGUCGGAGUAGCGAAGUACUCGGGAGACGAGGAACGAUUCAUAACGCCACGUUCCCGGUUCCUCGGGCUAAUGAUCCUGCGCUCACUGUGCAAGGCGAGUAUAUACGAAGCACUACCUCCCGGAUUACGUCGGCGCUUGCCGCGUAUGAAAAGAAAGCAAAACGCAAGUCACUCGACUUCGAUCCCAAAAAGCCGAGUGCGCUGAACAUUCACACUGCAUCGACGUUCCCCGCAUGGCAGGAUGACUCUAUCGAUAUACUACACGAGUGCUUUGAUGGGGAUAACCAGUUGAUAGAUAAUGAUUCGCUGACUCGCCAGGUGCUGGCAUUGAGCGAAGCCACGAAGGCAAUGCCGUUUGUCCAAACGCUGAAGAAACGGUUCUUGAGUGGCGAGCAACCGGAUUCAAACUUUGAACGUAAACUGGUGUUUGAUGAGGUUUUGAGUCGGGGACAGGCUCUUUCGGUGUUGAAGAGCGCGACGGGGCUGGUGCGGAUUGAUAUUAUCGAAGGAGUGCUUUGGCGGUACCAAGGGUCCCAGCCUUGA
This is a messenger RNA of Aspergillus alliaceus, 1626 nucleotides long. RefSeq lists its product as uncharacterized. The transcript has 4 exons. Gene Ontology annotation, biological process: leucyl-tRNA aminoacylation. The record is from RefSeq and is a predicted model, not a curated record. Lineage: Eukaryota; Fungi; Ascomycota; Eurotiomycetes; Eurotiales; Aspergillaceae. Bases 1 to 1626 code for a protein of 541 amino acids. Gene Ontology annotation, molecular function: aminoacyl-tRNA deacylase activity; ATP binding; leucine-tRNA ligase activity.